AUGGCGAGUUUACAAAUAGUCAUUCAUAUGGUGUCAUGUCACCCUCCCCCCAUUGAGAAUGUAGGCCGUAAAGAAAAGAGAAGUCUUUUCUCACUUAGGAUGUCCAGUAGAACCUUAAAGAAGAGAGAUGUGUUACCUAAAGUCAUAAAAGGGGCGGGUCAGCGAAGGGCACGUUCGGCCACGAGGCACACGCGGCCCCAGCAGGCGUCCCGGAGGAAACCGAAUCUCGCGGGAUCUCAGGAGUUCCCGUGGGACGAGAAAAACCUGGCUGCGCAGCGGAGUGGAAGGCGUUCCUCUCAGACUUGUCCCAAAGGCCUGUGGCUCAGGCCACUUCGCACGCAAACCCCAGUCCUCGUGGCCGCCUCGCUCCCUCACUCAGAGUCACGGUGCUGCGGUGCUUCUCCCCAGAGGCCGGGAAAGGCAGCUGCGGGGGCGUCUAAAGUUCAUCUCAGGAGACCAUUGCUGCCUGUUCCUUGCACCUUUCCCCUGAACGUCGUGUGUCUCGGAGCCUUAUCUCUGACGGAGCUCGUCUGUCAGCACCCGGUGAUGGGGAAGAUGGCGUCUUCACCCACUCCCCUUCAUCGCCCCCGACUGAACAACGGAACUGUCGGCUCUCCUUUCCCUCUAGCCAGUUGGGAAGAUGAUGACCCCCAGGAUGAAUUUACAAGCUCCAUGGUGAAGAUUGGCAGAAUUUAUGUAAACCUGAGUUUCUGUGGCCUCAUGGAAGGACUGACUACUCCUUCUGUUUUCCUGUUCAGUAUUAUUAGAGAAAAGGAAAUUGAAGUAAAGCUCGAAGACCUUGUCCAGUUUAGCAAGUUAAAGGAAGAGCCAAGGAUGUGAACUCAAAAUAAGCCUUUACUGAAGUCCCAUCCCAUGUCUUAUUCAUUCUCUCUGGAAUGAGAAGAAUAUAAUUGUUUAUAUGACAUUUUCCUCAACUUCUUCUUACCCAACUAAGGUGCUUACCAGAGAAAACCUCAGAAUCGUUACCACUAAAUGCCUGUGUAAGAAAACAGUUUUGUAUUUUAAUUGUCUGUCUUUUGCAUUUGGAGUUUUAUUUACUGUAUGAGUUUUAUGUAAGUUCAUAAAAGUCAAUAAACUCAAUAUUCCAGAA
This is a messenger RNA of Canis lupus familiaris (dog), 1111 nucleotides long. RefSeq lists its product as uncharacterized. The transcript has 6 exons. The record is from RefSeq and is a predicted model, not a curated record. Lineage: Eukaryota; Metazoa; Chordata; Mammalia; Carnivora; Canidae. The coding region runs from base 1 to 840 and encodes 279 amino acids.